Molecule: messenger RNA, 339 nt
Organism: Talaromyces atroroseus
Lineage: Eukaryota; Fungi; Ascomycota; Eurotiomycetes; Eurotiales; Trichocomaceae
Product: Mitochondrial import inner membrane translocase subunit tim13
Exons: 2
Coding region: 1-339 (112 amino acids)
Source: RefSeq, a predicted model, not a curated record
AUGGCUCUUUUCGGCUCCUCAUCCUCCUCCGACGUCACAUCCGAGCCCUCUUCGACAGAGCUCAAAAAUGCUUUGAUCCAACAAGUCCAGACCGAAGCUGCCGUGAAUAAUGCUCGCGCUCUUGUCAGCAAAAUAAAUGAAAACUGCUUCGAUCGUUGCGUCCCAGCUCCCGGCUCCUCACUUUCAUCCGGUGAAUCGACAUGUCUAUCGUCUUGCAUGGAGAAGUACAUUUCUUUGUGGAACACCACUAGCCGUACUUAUAUUGCUCGUGUUCAACAAGAGUCGAGGAGAAUGGGUGGUGGUGCAGAUGUUCUCGGAGCUUUGGGUUCAUCGUCUUAA